AUGUUCUCGCGUUCCUUUCGUUCCUUUCCAAUUCGUUCUCUACUAACCUCCGGUGGCGUCAACAAUACCUUCUUUCUUCCACGGUUGACUUUAACGACAGCAAGCAUUACAGCUACAAAUGAAAAUAGUAGUAGCAAUAAUGAUAACAAAGGAGCUGUAACAACUACUGAAACUUCCAAACAAGUAAUACCCGCAGAUAUUAUCUCUGGUGCGCCAGAAGAACUUCGGUAUCGUUCUGUGCGCAUAUAUAGACCAAGUAGAACUGCAAUGCAGUCUGGGACACAUAAUACAAAACAUUGGCGAAUAGAUUUUGAUAUCUUGGAGGGUAAUGGCCGGUGGGAAAAUCCAUUAAUGGGUUGGGCUAGCAGUGCUGAUGCCGUGCAAGCUUUGCAAAUUAAAUUUGCCACCAAAGAGGAUGCGAUAAACUUCGCAGAAAGACAAGGUUGGGAUUAUUUCGUGCAAGAGCCAAAAGAAUCUGUAUUUCAUGUAAAGGCAUAUGCUGAUAAUUAUAAAUAUUCGCCUGGAAAGUUGCGGCUAAUAAAGACAAAAUAA
This is a messenger RNA of Ambispora gerdemannii, 552 nucleotides long. NCBI's taxonomy places the organism in Eukaryota, Fungi, Glomeromycota, Glomeromycetes, Archaeosporales, Ambisporaceae. The record is from the annotation of a GenBank genome assembly.